AUGAGGCGCUCUUUGGUGGCGUGCGGUGUCUUAGCACAUGCAGGGUGGCAACGGGGAGCCAAAGGCACUGUACAGCGGCGGCCGGGGCGCUCGUCACGUGAGUCCAGUGGAGAUGCCCACGUUCCACAGAUAAAAGCUGCGCAGGCAGGGUCUCCACUGCGGCCGGACAGAGCGUGCUGGAGACACAAACGCGCCCCGCGAUCUGCAGACAAUGAAGAGUGUGCCUGA
Messenger RNA from Ogataea haglerorum, 228 nucleotides. RefSeq lists its product as uncharacterized. Bases 1 to 228 code for a protein of 75 amino acids. NCBI's taxonomy places the organism in Eukaryota, Fungi, Ascomycota, Pichiomycetes, Pichiales, Pichiaceae. The transcript has a single exon. The record is from RefSeq and is a predicted model, not a curated record.